AGAAAGAAAAGAAAAGAAAAACCACACACACACUCAACAGAAAGAAAUAAAAGUUUGUCUCUCUUUGGCUCCAUCUGCGCUUAAAGUCUACAAGAAGUAGUGAAAACCCAAGUCGCAGAAGCGCGCGCUCUGAUUUGGUUGUUUACCAUCAAUCAGACGGUUGCUUGGCAGACACUGGAUGGUUAUGAGCCUGAACAAGCUGAAAGGGGCAGGAAAAGAAGUGGAGGCAGCAUUCUUCCUAUUUAAAGCUGCAUCGCUUGAAAAAAGUUUUCGCAGACUGUGCCGGAGCUGGUGCUGAAACAGGCUGAGGCGGCCUGGGGGCUGGUGCUGAAAAAGAGCCCUCAGCGGAAUUCAUGGUGCUACAGUGACCUCAGUAUCUACUCUUCGUUCCCAGGACCCACAUGUCUCAGAUUUAGACAUGAUGGCAAACUGGGUGGUAGCAAGACCUCUCCUCAUUCUCACUGUUUUAUUAGGGCACUGUGUCUCAAUAAAAGCCCAGGAACAAGAGAAUG
Messenger RNA from Cricetulus griseus (Chinese hamster), 512 nucleotides. NCBI's taxonomy places the organism in Eukaryota, Metazoa, Chordata, Mammalia, Rodentia, Cricetidae. The record is from RefSeq and is a predicted model, not a curated record.